AUGAAGGCAGCUCGCUCCCGCGCCGCCUCCUCGCACUGGGACGCGGCGGCGGCGCCCGCUGACCGCACCACGCCACCAGGCCGCCGCUCUUCAUAUCAUACGUUAGACAGUGUACAGAUGUACUUCGGAUCGGAGACGUGGGAGCCGCCCGUGGAGACGCGACGACACCGCGUAGGCUUAUUGGUAACGAUUAAUUAUAAUAAUUAUUAUCGUAGCAAACUUUUCCAAAACGAACGAACUCGAAACUCGGGCUGCGCGCUAGCGCUCAGCCUACCUCGCAAACAAAUUUAUAACUAUAAUUCUGCAAAAGAAGACGAGGUGCUAUCGCUUUGUAUUGACACCUUAAUGCUAUUGUUUGAUUUAGAGAGCUCAUUACAGCGCGGGAAGAGAUCCAAUAAUCGCACGGAACGGUCGGGACUUAAUGCCGGCCAAUCAUUAGCUACAAGGGAUAACGGACCCGUCGGCCACUAUGGCCCAUUAACGUUGCAAGAGGCACUGCGAUGCCCCGUGACCAAACGUCAAUGCAACCUCAGCGUGUUUGCAUCCUCGGAUAUGCCCCGAGGAGAGAUGAUCUAG
Molecule: messenger RNA, 576 nt
Organism: Danaus chrysippus (African queen)
Lineage: Eukaryota; Metazoa; Arthropoda; Insecta; Lepidoptera; Nymphalidae
Source: the annotation of a GenBank genome assembly